UCCCUCUUGUAUCAAGUUCAUAAAUCACCCCAAGUCCUUAAAUCCGACCCCCUCUCCUCCAUCGAAUAAUAUACUGUCUCCGUUCCUCAUCCCAAGUACCGUUUGUCUCGCAACACUAGGUCAACUGUCCUGAACUCCAUUUCAUCGAUCGUUCCUCCCCUCCUUUCUUCUCCAAGCCAUCUCGGCUUUCACAUCAUAGCCAUGAACUAUUUACACCAUCCAUAUCCUUUUGCCAGCCAUGCCGCUGUCCCAAUGGAUCAGCCUGUGGCGUACGACCCAGCAAUGGCCCAUCCAUCGAUGAUGCACCCAAUGGACGGCUACCUCUACCCUCAUCCUCCGUUUGAUAUGGUCGACUUUUACCACCAACCAAUCAUGGACUAUGAAGAAUAUGCCGAAAACUUGUCCCGCCCCAGAUUGACCAAGGAGCAAGUCGAGACGUUGGAAGCCCAGUUUCAGGCGCACCCUAAACCCAGCAGCAAUGUCAAGCGGCAAUUGGCAGCCCAAACAAACCUGAGCCUGCCCCGUGUUGCUAACUGGUUCCAAAAUCGACGAGCCAAGGCAAAACAGCAGAAACGACAAGAAGAGUUUGAGCGGAUGCAAAAAGCAAAGGCCGAGGCCGAGGAGGCUGCAAAGGGGAAGUCCAAAUCGUCGGAUUCCUCUGCGACGGAAGCCAACGAACCCCAAAAUGAUACAACCAAAGAUACCCCCAAACCAUCAGAAUCCUCGUCGGAUGACCGCCCACAAGCUUCCGCUCCUUCCCGAUCAAAGCACCAAAAGACCCGAAGCGAAUCGGCCCGCGAAGCCACCUUCGCUUCGCUCCAGAGGGCUUUGAAUGCCGCGGUUGCUGCCCGAUAUGCCCAGGAUGAAAAGACUGGCCUGCCCGUCACCCGUGCAGACGGAUCCGUCUCCCCAACCACACUACCCGUUAGCAUCAAGGACAGUGCAGAUGUCUCAAGUGAAAUGAACACCUAUUCCGAGUGGGACCCUAUGGACCAGUCUCCACUAACUUCUGCGGGAGAAUCCCUCGCUGUACCGAGUCUGGACAACGCACAAUUUCAAGCCACUGCAGAGGACUGGUCUCAUCACACCAAGUCGCUCUCCGGCUAUCGUUCAACCAGUGAUGCCGAGGCUCCGUACAAUGCCAUGCAAUAUGCACUGCAGGCCGAUGUGGCUGUGACAAGGCGAGGCUCAUCGGAUGAACUUGCCGACUCUCUGGAGGGUAUUGGAAUCAACACCUCUCACGCCAUGUCGCAGCUCGGAAAUUGCACGGACAGGGCUUCCUGGAAGGAGGCUAGCAAGGAACUUGAUAUUGCCGCACGCCGAAAGCGACCAAGGCCGGCCGCUAUUGGUACUGCUCGAUCGUCUUCAAUGCUCUCUGGGGCGGCGAUGUCGCCCACAACAAGACUUCCAAGCUAUGGCACUGUGAAGCAGUCCAAAUCUGCCCAGAGUCUCAACUCGCGGUAUGCGGGGGUCCGAAAAGCAUCCGCUGCGCAGCGUUCGCCGCUGAACCUGUCAACCUUUGCUGAAGCUGGCGCCCUGACAGCGUCCAAGGCGGAAAUGUCCACCAUGCUACAGCCAGUUACGACUGGUUCGCUGGCCCCGCCUACCCCUCUAACCCCCGAGGACCUGCACCAUCUCCUACCUAACACACCUAGCGAUGGGUACAGUCUGUCAGCACAGCCUACCGCCACGCUUUUCCCUCCUACUCAGCCUAUGCAGAUCAAUAUUGCGUCCCCUCCUGCAACCCCAUUGGCAAUGCCAAUGAUUUCUCCUUAUCAAUAUCAGAACGUCGCUCCCCCCAUGUCCGCCCCUGCUCACUACACGUCUUUUCCUGACUAUGCGUGCGAUGGCGGUUCGCUGACCGGGCGAAGCUGGACUGAGGCCACAUCCAUGCCUUCUCCAGAGGCUUCGUUCCAGGGCCACUGCCAAGUGCCGCAGCAUGACAUGACGUCCAUGUCGUAUGAGCCGGCGAUGGAGCACAGUGUCCAUUCUGCGGAUAGCGUGACGGGAUCUCCGUCGUUCAUGUACGCCGGCAGCGAGGCGGAUAUGCACACACCAUCGGGGUCCUAUGCCGGGGACUCCAAACGCACAGAGUUCGAGAUCAUGGAAUUCCCUGAUCAAAAGGAGGCCCAUCGCUUCGUUGCGCGGCAGCUUCCUUCCCACAAGCCGAAAGCCUACACGUUCGCCAAUAACCGGACCCCGACCAACUUCUAAGUGGGACCGGAAGGAUACCUAGUCGGGCUUUACGUCCGAUGUGCUAGAUAUUCAUAUUCGUUGGUGUCAUUUUAUGGUGUUGAGGGUCUGCAUUGUGAACUGGGUAGCGGUCUGGACAUAGGAGGCUUGGUUGAUUGGCCGCGUAUAUUACUACCUACACUAAUACAUAAACUAUAUAAUCGGCCGACGUGGUAUUGAGUCAUGGCUAUACAUAAUUUCGGGAAAUCCCAUACCUUGUCUACACU
Molecule: messenger RNA, 2459 nt
Organism: Aspergillus ochraceoroseus IBT 24754
Lineage: Eukaryota; Fungi; Ascomycota; Eurotiomycetes; Eurotiales; Aspergillaceae
Exons: 3
Coding region: 202-2214 (670 amino acids)
Biological process (GO): regulation of transcription by RNA polymerase II
Cellular component (GO): nucleus; RSC-type complex
Molecular function (GO): DNA-binding transcription factor activity, RNA polymerase II-specific; DNA binding
Source: RefSeq, a predicted model, not a curated record